AAACCUAAAUUCUCUCUCUGGAUCAAAAACCCUACACCCCUCAACUCUCUCUGCUUCUCAAAUUCAAUCCGAAUUCGAAUUUGAAUUUGGAUGGGGCUACAGCAAUCCAAAGAGGAGCUUCUCUACGAGCAAGUCAGCUAUGGUAACGUCGAGGGCAUCAAGUCCCUUCGCUCCCAAGGCGCAGGCCUCGAGUGGAUUGAUAGGGAGGGCAAGACGCCGUUGAUUGUGGCUUGUAUGAACCCCGGGCUUUCGAAUGUUGCGAAAACCUUAAUCGAGCUCGGUGCAAAUGUCAAUGCUUAUCGCCCUGGUCGGCAUGCUGGGACUCCUCUGCAUCAUGCGGCUAAGAGAGGGCUCGAAGAGACUGUCAAUUUGCUGCUUUCGCACGGAGCGAAUGCUUUGAUCAUGAAUGAUGACUGUCAGAGUCCUCUUGAUGUUGCUAGAGCGAAAGGGCACAGCAAUGUUGUUCGCGCAAUCGAGAGGCACAUCUGCUUGUUCUCUGGUUGGCUGCGCGAGUUUUAUGGUCCUGGGUUUCUGGGAGUACUUGCUCCUACGUUGGUUUCUAGAAAAGUUUGGGUUGUUGUUUUGCCAAGUGGUUCCCGCAAACCUACCAAGCCUUACAAGUUGGAGCUUGCCAUGUAUUCUAGCCUACAGGACGCCCAACCACGUACAGUUAUUGGACUGUGGAAAGUCAAUCUGGAAGAACCAAAAUCUCAUCAGUCUGAUCCUUCAGUUACAAUUCAUGACAUCUCCUCAAUCCCAAGAGGCAGGAGGGGGAGACACAGGCAUCAAACGCCUAGGCAAACACGCAUUAGACUGGCAUCUGGAAAUGAAAAUGACAAGCAACAACUUCAGUGGUUUAGCAAUGCAUGCAAAGGAAUUCCACAGGCACGACCUGCAUUCUUGGGUAAUAACAAUCCAGCAACUGCACCACCAGCAAAUGCAGAAGAUUUAGAGUUGGCAAUGGCUCUCAGUGCUUCCCUUCAGGCUUCACAGGAGAGACCACCCUUUCCAGAUGCAAACCCAACCUCAGGUAGCUCCAGUACAUCCACAGACACUGGCAGCUAUAAUGGUUGGGGUGCACCAACUGCAGGUGCUUCUUCAAAAGCAAGUAGCAGCGAUGCUGGCAGUUAUAACGGUUGGGGUGCACCAAUUGCAGGUUCUUCAUCAAAAGUAAGUGGCAGCGACUGGUCAGGUGUUCAAACUGGCCCAGUUGGCAGUUCAUCUGGAGAUGCAAUCUCUCCUACACAGACGACCCCUACUUCAGAAUUAGUUGUUUCUUCAACACAAUCAGCUGUGAACCCAUCUGCUCCACCCCCAUCAGCUCCUCCAGUUUUAGAUGAAAGUCUAGAUGAAUAUCCUAUCCAGUAUCCAUCAAUUGAUGACAGCCCUAUUGAUCUAUCAAACCCAACUGCUGAAAGUGUACCUCCCACAGAUGAAAAGAAAGGUGACAAGAAAGGUGAAGGGGACUCUUCUUCAUGUGUGAUUUGCUUAGAUGCACCAGUGGAAGGAGCGUGCAUCCCAUGUGGUCAUAUGGCUGGAUGCAUGUCUUGUUUGACUGAGAUUAAAGGUAAGAAAUGGGGCUGUCCUGUCUGCCGAGCCAAGAUUGAACAGAUUGGGAUUUCGUUGUUGUCCUAUGUUAUAUUGAAUGUGGGAAUUUUUCAGGCACCUCCGGCAAUUAACCAGGCCACUGCACCACCAGUUGAAGAAGAUAUAGAGUUGGCCAAGGCUAUUGAUCCCUCCAUUCAUCCAGGAUCACAUUCACAUUCAAAGAUCCACUUUAUCUCCACCAUUCAAACAUCUACUACCUCAGACUCAAUCCGAGCAUCUCCAACACCUUCAGCUCCACCAGUUUCAGAUGAUUAUCUAGAUGAUCCUUUUCAGUGUCGAUCAAUUGAAUCCACUCCUAUCCAGAAAGGUGAAAGUUCUUCGUGUGUGAUAUGUAUGGAUGCUGCAGUUGAAGGUGCUUUUAUCCCAUGUGGGCAUAGGGCCGGAUGCAUGGCUUGUAUGAAUGACAUCAAAGAUAAGAAGUGGGAUUGCCCCGUCUGCCGGGCAAAGGUUGAUCAGGUUCUAAGGCUCUAUGCUCCAGACUCGCCCGCACCCGAUCUCCUCCACCUGCAACGUCGUCGAGUCCAUCUGUCCUCUUUCUCACAUCUCCAACGCACCCACGCCGCCGAUGAGAAAAUCCGCGACGAGGCCCGCCGCCACCGUCCUACUCCGCACAACUUCUCCGCCAAGUAUGUCCCCUUCGAGGCCGUCACUGCCGGCGGCGCCUCCCCGGAGUCCUAUUCGCUUGACAAGGCCGUCUACCGGAGCCGCUCCGACGGCCUGUUGGACGUCCAGCACGACAUGGAGGCCCUCGGCAAGUUCAACGACGCGUACUGGCGCGGCCUCUUUGACUCGCGCGUCGGCCACACCACCUGGCCCUACGGCUCCGGCGUCUGGAGCAAGAAGGAGUGGGUCCUACCGGAGAUCGACGACGACGAUAUCGUCAGCGCGUUUGAAGGAAACUCCAACCUCUUCUGGGCCGAGCAGUUCGGGAAGCAGUUUCACGGCAUGAACGAUCUGUGGGUGAAGCACUGUGGAAUCUCCCACACUGGAAGCUUCAAAGACCUAGGCAUGACCGUCCUGAUCAGCCAGGUUAAUCGUCUCCGGAAGCUCAAACGACCUGUCGUUGGAAUCGGCUGCGCCUCCACCGGAGACUCGUCGGCUGCUCUCUCUGCCUACUGUGCUUCUGCAGGCAUCCCAUCCAUAGUGUUUAUUCCGCUGAUCAGGGAAGUGACCGCGGAAUUGCCGAUUUACUUGGCCAAUUCGUUGAAUAGUUUGAGGCUGGAGGGAUGUGGAAUUGGUUGGGACUUGGGACUAGGGAGAGGUAUCUUAGUGGUUGACUGGGGAAGAUCCGAUCCAGCCCAAAAGAAGCGCACAAUCACCAUUUUGUGUGUUUUGGCACUCUUUCUUGUUUUCCUAUACGCGUAUUAUGGUUCAAACUUUGGCUCUCAAAGUCAUGGCGCAUCAGCUCUAGAAUAUGGUAGAUCUUUGAGAAAGCUUGGUUCAUCUUAUUUGGGUGGGGAUGAUGAAACUGAUGGCAAGCUGGAUGAAACUUUAACAAAGUAUGGGCAGGAGGAUGGAGAUGAUGACAUUACAGUGAAGAGCAUCCCGGUUUGUGAUGAUCGCCAUUCAGAACUUAUCCCUUGCUUAGAUAGAAAUCUCAUAUACCAAAUGCGACUGAAGUUGGACCUGUCUUUGAUGGAGCACUAUGAGAGGCAUUGUCCUCCUCCAGAAAGGCGAUACAAUUGCAUGAUUCCUCCUCCGAUAGGGUAUAAGGUCCCAAUCAAAUGGCCCCAGAGCAGAGAUGAAGUAUGGAAAGCAAAUAUACCGCAUACUCACCUUGCACAUGAGAAAUCGGACCAGAACUGGAUGGUUGAAAAAGGUGACAAGAUAAGUUUUCCUGGGGGAGGCACACAUUUUCACUAUGGAGCUGAUAAAUAUAUAGCCUCAAUUGCAAAUGUAAGAUUGCUUCCUCUUGUCUUUGCCAAAAAGGAUGGUAUAAUGCUCAACUUUACAAACAACAAUCUAAACAAUGAGGGCAGGUUGCGAACAGUUUUUGACGUUGGCUGUGGAGUUGCAAGUUUUGGAGGCUAUCUUCUAUCAUCUGAUAUAAUAACAAUGUCCUUAGCACCCAAUGAUGUGCAUCAAAAUCAAAUCCAAUUUGCUUUGGAAAGAGGAAUUCCAGCAUAUCUUGGUGUUCUAGGGACCAAGAGGCUUCCUUACCCAAGCAGAUCUUUUGAACUUGCUCACUGUUCCCGUUGUAGAAUUGAUUGGCUCCAAAGAGAUGGGAUCCUUCUUCUUGAGCUAGAUAGGUUGCUGAGGCCAGGAGGCUACUUUGCAUACUCAUCUCCAGAAGCAUAUGCACAAGAUGAGGAAGAUCUCAAAAUAUGGAGAGAGAUGAGUGCCCUUGUGGAACGCAUGUGUUGGAGAAUAGCUGCAAAAAGGAACCAAACUGUCAUUUGGCAAAAACCUCUAACAAAUGACUGUUAUAUGGAAAGAGAACCUGGCACUCAACCUCCUCUCUGCCGAUCUGAUGAUGAUCCAGAUGCAAUCUGGGGUGUGCCAAUGGAAGCGUGCAUCUCAUCUUACUCUGAUCACAACCAUAAAGAAAAGGGGAGUGGAUUAGCUCCCUGGCCAGCUAGAUUGAUAACUCCUCCUCCUCGACUGGCUGAUUUCGGCUAUUCAAAUGAAAUGUUUGAAAAGGAUAUGGAACUUUGGCGGCAUAGAGUUGAGAAUUAUUGGAAUCUCUUGAGUCCAAAGAUUGAACCAAACACUCUGAGGAAUGUGAUGGAUAUGAAAGCACACAUGGGAUCAUUUGCAGCUGCUCUGAAGGACAAGGAUGUUUGGGUGAUGAAUGUUGUGCCUGAAGAUGGACCAAACACACUAAAGCUGAUAUAUGACAGAGGCCUUAUAGGCAGUAUUCACAGCUGGUGUGAAGCCUAUUCAACAUACCCCCGGACUUAUGAUUUACUCCAUGCUUGGACUGUCUUCUCUGACUUAGAGAAGAAAGAAUGCAGUGGUGAGGAUCUGUUGCUUGAGAUGGAUCGCAUUCUCAGGCCAACUGGUUUUAUAAUUGUCCGUGACAAACAGUCGGUGGUUGAUUUUGUUAAGAAAUAUCUACCGGCAUUGCACUGGGAAGUAGUGGCACAAACUGACUCCAGUUCAGACUCCGACCAGGAUGGAGACGAUGUUGUACUUAUUAUCCAAAAGAAAAUAUGGCUGACUAGUGACAGCCUCAGGGAUUCGGAGUAGGAAAAUGCCUCGAGUCCCUAUAUCUCAUUAUUUAUCUGCUGCGUCAAGGGAUUAGAAGCAUGUCCCAGAGCAGUGAUCUAGUAACAGUAAAUUUUGUAGCAUCAAGUGAUUACAUGUUUUUUUUUAUUGGUUUCUAUACAUCCUCGAUCGUCAAUUGUUAUAUCAAUUUAAUCGUUAAAGCAUUGAAGUAACUGCAUCUAUAGUCUGCUCUUCCAUCUUUUCCCCGCUGUAUGAGAUGUUGUGUAAGCUACUUAGCCUACUUUGCUAUUCAUUAAUAAUUAAAUCAUAGAAGAUGUACUGCUGAAGUACAUAUAUUUGUC
Fragaria vesca subsp. vesca is the source of this 5117-nucleotide messenger RNA. RefSeq lists its product as uncharacterized. Gene Ontology annotation, molecular function: protein binding. The coding region runs from base 91 to 4797 and encodes 1568 amino acids. The record is from RefSeq and is a predicted model, not a curated record. The transcript has 23 exons. NCBI's taxonomy places the organism in Eukaryota, Viridiplantae, Streptophyta, Magnoliopsida, Rosales, Rosaceae.